Molecule: messenger RNA, 900 nt
Organism: Solanum dulcamara
Lineage: Eukaryota; Viridiplantae; Streptophyta; Magnoliopsida; Solanales; Solanaceae
Product: transcription factor bHLH52-like
Exons: 3
Coding region: 1-900 (299 amino acids)
Biological process (GO): regulation of DNA-templated transcription
Molecular function (GO): protein dimerization activity; DNA-binding transcription factor activity
Source: RefSeq, a predicted model, not a curated record
AUGGCUAGUUUUAGCUACUAUCCUGCUUCAAAAUUGGAACCAAAUGUUCAAGAAUUCAACUUUGAAGAAAUGGCUAUGCAGCAGCUUCCUCCAGAGCUUCUUUUUGAUUUCAACUACGAUGUUGAACAGAGCUUUUAUAAUGAAAAUCAAGAUCAUGAUUGUUAUUUUGAUCCAGACGAGUUUAUUUUACCCGUUGAAAUGAAUAACAAUUCUUGUUUCAUGCCAAAGUACUCUGUUUUUGAGAAACAACAAAUGGUCUUUCAAGACAACUGUCCGUCCACUCAUAAUUCUUGUUUCGUUCCAGAGUACUCUGUUUAUGAGAGCACCCGAAAACGUCAAAAGAUUUUUCAAGACAAGUGUCUUCCAAAUAGUAAUAUAAUAACACCGUCCACUCACAAUUCUUGUUUCUUAACAGAAUACUCUGUUUAUGAGAAAAUUUCUAUGCCUCUUUUUAGUAGCGGGUGCAGUAAUAAUACUGAAGUUGUUGCGAAGAAAGGUGGUGGUAAUAAUAAUAAUGAGAAGAAGAAGAUGUCAGCACAGAGUAUGGCGGCGAGGCAGAGGAGAAAGAAGAUUACUGAUAAGACACAAGAAUUGGAGAAAUUGAUACCUGGUGGACACAGAAUGAAUACUGCUGAAAUGCUUCAAGCUACUUUCAAAUUUAUUAAGUUCUUGCAAGCACAAGCUGCACUUCUUCAAUUCAUGGGAAGAUAUCAGGAGGAUGAGAAAUCAUUUGAAACAUCGUCAGAUUUGCACAAACUUGUUGGAUCUUCCUUGAUCCAUGAGAAGUUGUAUUCAAGUGAAAAAUGCUUAGUUCCAAAAGUGUUCCUUGAAGCACUAGAGAAUAAUCAAGAAUUCCAAAAUCCAAUAGUCCUUGAGGAAGUCAAGUCUUUGAUUAGAUGA